Beta vulgaris subsp. vulgaris (sugar beet) is the source of this 2541-nucleotide messenger RNA. Its product is annotated as probable transcription factor At5g61620. The transcript is spliced from 2 exons. The record is from RefSeq and is a predicted model, not a curated record. Lineage: Eukaryota; Viridiplantae; Streptophyta; Magnoliopsida; Caryophyllales; Amaranthaceae. Gene Ontology annotation, molecular function: DNA binding. Gene Ontology annotation, biological process: response to ethylene; response to auxin; response to gibberellin. The coding region runs from base 1880 to 2395 and encodes 171 amino acids.
GCAGUAUUACCAAUACGCAACAAUAUAUCACGUAAAAAGAAAAGAAAAAAUAUAAAAUAACCAUAUAUAUUUGUUGAGCUUUUGGCCGAAAACCGCAGCAAUAUGGUUUCAACAAAAAAUUUUGAAGUUUUUUUGACUAUUGGACCCAACAUAUUGGUGCGGUUUCUGGCAAGAACCGCAACAAUAUAUUAAAAGAAUAUUAAAAAAUAUAUUAUUUUAAUCUAUUAUUGCGAUUCCUUCUAGAAACAGCAGUAAUAGGGUCAUUAGGGUUUUAUACUACUAAGGGCGCCGUUUCUUCACUAUUUCCCCUCACUUUCACUUCAUAGUAUCUCCUUCCUCCUCUAUCUCUCCUCACCCUCUCUAGAUCUCCUUCCUCUCUCCUCACUUUCAUAUUAUCUCCUUCCUUCUAUAUCUCUCCUCACCUUCUCUAGAUCUCCUUCCUCUCUCACACUUCGCCAUUUCUCCAGAUCUCCUUGUCGUUCUUCGAGAUUUCGUUGCUCGAUUUCACGCCGACCAACACCACCACCAUACCGGCCACAACAAACCCACCGGCGCUUCCUAUUACGUCAACGCCAUCGAUUUUGUGCCAUUAGCCUUUCAUGCCAUCAGCAUUCCUCCACCGUCGAAAUCUGGUGACCAUCGGCGAGUUUAUCUCUCUUUCUUUGAACGAAGAGUACCUCUUCGCAAUAUUGGCGCUCGUAGCUCUGAUCCUCCGUCAUUGCUUGCUUUCGCUGGUCGCCUCGAGUUUUUCGAGUUCUUGGCGAUUCUUCGAGUUUGUUGUUGAUUUUCAGUUUCUUAUUUUUUGUUUUAAGAUCUCUUUUUUUAUUUUCAUUUUCUUAUUUUUUUAAAUAUAUUUCUUGUUUUUUUUUAAUUAGUCAUUUAGUUGUAACUGUUUUUAUUUUUUUUUGCAUUUUCAUUUUACUUUUUGAUCUUUUGUAUUGUUUAUGUAACUAGCUUUUUUUUUUUAUCUUUAUAUAUAUUAAUGAGUUCAUAUGUCUUUUCAUCUUCAGUUCAUCUGCGAAUUUGGUGGAUAGUGGAUGGGUUAGUUGCCUGGUUUUAAUCUUUCAAAUUUGAUUGCAAAAUGCAAAAAAAAAAAUUAAUUUACCUGUACCAGGAUCUAUUGCUACGGUUUUGGACAAAAACCGCGGUUCCUAGCCAAAGCCGCAGCAAUACGUUGUACUUUUUUAAUAAAAAAUAAAUCUAUUGCCGCGGUUUUGGCUAGGAACCGCAACAAUAUCUCGGCCUAUUAUUGCGGUCAAAAACCGCAGCAGUAGGUUAAUUACCUAUUGCUGUGCCCUUAAUUGCUGCGCGGCCAAAACCGCCGCAAUCGGCCACUUAAUGACCGCGACAAUAAGCAUUUAUUCUACUAGUGCUUGAUAGUGAAAACGAGGUCUGACAAUCACGUGAUAUGCACGUAAGUAGUUACCAAACUCAAAUGGAUUACAAUUGGGCUACAACAAGAUCGUGGGUUAUUGGGGAGGGAGGGGAAUUGUGCUCCGACGAGGUCAUGAGUCAUUCGAGAGGGAGAGAAAGUUCUGGUAAUAUGCUCACAUGAGUAGUACAUAAUGAUAAUUUUAUCAUGCACCCGGAUGUACCAUGCUCAUUCGUAUACCCAAUAGCCUUGGAUACAUGUAUAAUGCAUAUGGUACACCCGAGUGUAUGAUGAAUGUAGGUCAAAUCUUAUUUUAGCAGUCUCCCUUAACUAAAAAUUGUUAAGUGGUAGUGUUUGAAAGGAUUUUACAAUAAAAAGUAGUUUUGUAAAAUUUAUUCUUUAAAAGUCAGUUUUUUAGGAAAAAAGUUUGUUAUAAAAGGUAGUUUUUUAAGAAUUUUCCUUUAUAAAUAAUUAUUUUUUUUAUUUUGUUUUGUGACCUUUACAUUCAUGAUGGUAACUCUAAUUCAAACUUUUAACUUAUUGGCUUAUUGUGUGUGCAUAUCAUGCGCCGGUGUUUUAACUAUAUAUCACACAUUGCCCUACAUUUGCAUGGUCCAAUGUGCUCCUGCUUUAAGCAAGACUUGCAUAGUUACAAUGUCUGACAAUGCAGGAAAUCCAUGGACCAAGGAAGAGCACCAAUCAUUCUUGAUGGGAUUGCAAGCGCUAGGAAAAGGGAAGUGGAAAGGGAUUGCAAAAAAGUACGUGAUUUCUAGAUCGCCAUCUCAAGUGGCUAGUCAUGCACAAAAAUAUUUCAUCCGACUUGCAGCUUCAGAGAAAAAGAAAAUAAGACCUAGUGUAUUUGAUGCCAACCUUCAAGAACCUCAGGUUGAUGUGGAUGGAAAUGGGCAGAAAAAGUUUGUUGUAGGAAGCUGCACCCCAAUUAUGUUAUAUUCAUAUGGACCGGUGACAGUUAACUUCUCACAUGAGACUUACAUGUAUCUGCCUCAAGGCUCAAACCCAUGAUUCAUGAUUGAACUAGAAAAGUUUCAAAUGUAAUGCUCCACAAAAUCACAAAUCAUCGAAAAAGAAUGAAAAAUAAAGGAAUCACUUCAGCUUAAAGAAAGAAGUUUUGAUUAUAUAUACUUGAGAGUGAUCGUUAUAUUCUGAAA